Messenger RNA from Prunus armeniaca (apricot), 513 nucleotides. The record is from the annotation of a GenBank genome assembly. NCBI's taxonomy places the organism in Eukaryota, Viridiplantae, Streptophyta, Magnoliopsida, Rosales, Rosaceae.
AUGGGCCUACAGUUGCUUAAACCGGCCCGAACCAGAAUCUUCAGCUCCAUAGUCGGCUUAAAAACCCUAGCAGCUGUGCAUAAAACCUCAUAUCGCAGACCUCCUUGGUUCAUUUCGCAUUCGGCUGCGUAUACCCUUCUCCGUUCUCCACAGAUCCAGAGCCUCUCAAAGAUGAAGGUUGUUGCAGCAUACUUGUUGGCUGUGUUGGGGGGCAAUACCACCCCUUCUGCCGAAGAUCUCAAGGACAUCCUUGGCUCAGUUGGAGCUGAGACUGAUGAUGAUAGGAUUCAGCUUCUUCUUUCGGAAGUGAAGGGUAAGGACAUUACAGAGCUUAUUGCUUCUGGAAGGGAGAAGUUGGCCUCUGUACCAUCUGGUGGUGGUGCUGUUGCAGUGGCUGCACCUGGUGCUGGUGCUGGUGCCGCUGCUCCUGCUGCAGCUGAGCCAAAGAAAGAAGAGAAGGUUGAGGAGAAAGAGGAUACCGAUGAUGAUAUGGGCUUCAGUCUCUUUGACUAG